This is a messenger RNA of Dendronephthya gigantea, 1213 nucleotides long. RefSeq lists its product as uncharacterized. The coding region runs from base 30 to 1181 and encodes 383 amino acids. The transcript is spliced from 4 exons. The record is from RefSeq and is a predicted model, not a curated record. NCBI's taxonomy places the organism in Eukaryota, Metazoa, Cnidaria, Anthozoa, Malacalcyonacea, Nephtheidae.
AAGGACUGAACACAAAAUCUAUUGCAAAGAUGGCUUCACAAGAAGACAACAUCUUACGCAACUAUUUCUUAAAAGAACGUAACUGGAUUCACACAGAGAUAAAGAGCUUUUUGUUCGUAAUUUUAUCUUCUUUUGUUAAUUAUGAAGAGGAUUACGGAGUGCCGCGAGAAUUUAUUGUAAACAGAAUCAGCAAUAAAUUUCCUUUAUUAAUCAAAUCCUUGUGUCAAAUACAUGGUCUAUAUGGUUAUCCCGCGUCUACAAACUCUGACUAUUCUCCUGAUGACACAGUUACAGAUGUUAAACCAGAGGCAGUUAAAGAGAUUUUCAACAGCUUGACAAAAAAUGAUAAGACACUUGGAGAUUAUCACACAGAUGCAAAGGAAGAUCAUUUUUGGCAAUUUGAAUCUUUUACCGACUUAGUCAGAGAGCCUGCUCAUAUUCUUCUAGAAAUGAUGCAAGAUUUAUUUGAUGGUCACGAAGAUGCUUGCGAAGCAACGCUAGAGCUUUUGGAGGAUCUGACGGACGGAAAUUAUCUAAAACCCGUGAUAUGGAUGGAAAACAAAGAAUUCCCUGGGAAUUGUGGAUUUUCUCUUGGUGUUCGACCCUUUCUCCGACCGUUAUACGUCCAUACCCGGCUGCGGGAAGUAAGAAAACAUCGCAAAAAUGAUUUGAAACUUGCAGAGGUGAACGGCUAUCAAUGCGUUGACAGAAAAGACUUUAAAAGAAACCCAAAUUUGGCUAAAAAGAAGUCUAAAUACAGAAAAAGCGGAAAUGGAAAACCGCGUAGAAAAAUGAGGCCCUGCAAAAGUUGUGAGAUUUUUUUCGAUAGUCCUCCAACCCUGUCAAGGCGUUCGGUUGCAUUGGAAAGAAACCUUGGUGUCUUCGGGAAUUGUGCUGAAUAUGAUGUUAUUAAAACUCGUAAAUUAGAUGAAUUGCUCGGUUCCACUGCAAACACUUCCUGGAAAGAUUUCGAAUCAGCCUGCAAUGAACAUUUAAGAGCAUUCAACGAUCUCACGAGGAAGACUGGUGAGAAUCAAGAUCCAUAUCCUGUAUUGAAAGAAUAUUUUGAAAGUACGCGUAAGCCGAAAAACGCAAAAGUUCUAAGAUACGAAUUGAAUUCUGAAAGCCAAAAUUAUAAAUUGCAAGCUAAGGACUGGAGACCAGAAGAGUCUGAUAACUGAAACCCAGCUUGUUGUUAAUGAACUAUUUGUUA